This is a messenger RNA of Erinaceus europaeus (western European hedgehog), 5665 nucleotides long. RefSeq names its product mastermind like transcriptional coactivator 2 (gene MAML2). The coding region runs from base 175 to 3417 and encodes 1080 amino acids. The record is from RefSeq and is a predicted model, not a curated record. NCBI's taxonomy places the organism in Eukaryota, Metazoa, Chordata, Mammalia, Eulipotyphla, Erinaceidae. The transcript has 4 exons. Gene Ontology annotation, biological process: positive regulation of transcription of Notch receptor target; Notch signaling pathway. Gene Ontology annotation, molecular function: transcription coactivator activity; DNA-binding transcription factor activity. Gene Ontology annotation, cellular component: nucleus; nuclear speck; nucleoplasm.
CUUCUGACGUGACCCGCACCCCACUUCUGACGGGACCCGCACCUCACUUUUGAGGGAGCCGGCACCUCACUUCUGACGGGACUCGCACCCCACUUCUGAUGGGACUCGCACUCCAAGUCUGAGGAGCCCGCGGACACGUCGGAGGGAGUCCGCACUCACAUCUAACCGGCCCGCAUGGGGGACACGGCGCCGCCGCAGGCGCCCGGGGCGGGGCUGCCGCGCGUGCACAGCGCCAUCGUGGAGCGCCUGCGGGCGCGCAUCGCCGUGUGCCGCCAGCACCACCGCAGCUGCGAGGGCCGCUACGAGCGCGGGCGCGCCGAGAGCGCGGGGCGGGAGCGGGAGAGCACGCUGCAGCUGCUCAGCCUCGUGCACAGCGCGCCCGCCGCGCGGAGGCCGCCCCGCCCGCGGCCCCCAGACCCCGCCCCGACGGCCGGAGACCCGCGCACCUCGGCGGCGCUGCUCGCGUUGCAGGGCUCCCUGAAGAGGAAGCAGGCGGUGGCCCCGUCUCCCACCAGCAGCCAGCGGCCCAAUGGCUUUGCCGAGGGCGCCUUCCUGGACGUGAAGAGGGUCUGCGUCGGGGACGGCCUGGACUCCGGGAAGGGCGGCCUCCCCACCGGUGACAAACAGAGCAUCCUAGGGCCCAGCAGGCUGAGUGCAGGGAGCCAGCUGCCCCCCAGGAGACCAGCCUCGCCCGGGCCCAGCCUGCUCCCCGGGGGCUUGAAAGAGGUGAAGAAGGAGCCAGGGGAGACGCCUUCCUGCAGCCAGCACAGUGGUGACGGACUCUUCCCUCCGCCCUAUGGGGAGGACCCCGGGGAGCUGCUGAUGGACCCCGAGCUGCAGGAGCUCUUCAAUGAGCUGAGCAACAUGGCAGUGCCGCCCCUGAGUGACCAGGAGUUGGAGCACAUGAUCAGCGCCACCAUUAAGCAGGACGACCCCUUUGGCAUCGACCUAGGCUCGAGGGGCAGCCCCCGGCCAGUCACGGCCCCUGACAGGACGCCCAUCAAGAGUGAGCUGGCCCCUGGGCCCUCCUCCUCGGCCCAGCUGCGGCCCCCAUCCUCUGGCCCGGCCUUCCCUGGGUCCAGCGCCGCCCUGCCCUCUGUGUCCCCCGGCCAGGCCCCUCCUCAGGCGGGAAGGCGGCUGCACCCAGGCUGGCAGGAGGUGUCCCACGCCCAGCAGCUCAAGCAGAUCGCGGCCAACCGCCAGCAGCACGCCCGGCUACAGCCGCCAACCUCUGCCUGGCCCGGCCUGGCCACCCCGGCGGACCCCAGCUUCCAGCAGGACAAGAUACCCAGCCCUGCCUUCACUCAGCAGCCAGCCUUUGGGGCACAGGGCUCCCCCCUGCCCGGGGCUAAGGUCUUGCCCAGCUACCCGUACAAGGGAGGCCACCUGGAGGUUCUCCUGCAGCCCAAGGCCCAGGACCUCACCCCAGGCUUCCUGCCUACCCUGCACGCCACCAAGCCCCUGUUCCAUUUUAGCCCUGAGCCAGCGGCCACCACAUUGUCCUCAGGCCCACCUGCCCAGAGCAAGCCUUCUCUCUUGCACUUCAACCACCCUCCAUCACAGAGCCCUGCCACAGCCCAGAAGCAGCAGCAACAGCAACAGCAGCUAAAACAGCAACAACAGCAACAGCAUCUACAGCAGCAGCAACAGCUACAACAGCAGCUGCAGCAGCAACAACAACAGCAGCAGCAACAGCAACAACACCAACAUCUACAGCAACAACAACAGCAGCAACAACAGCAGCUACAGCAGCAACAGCAACGGCAACUGCAGCAGCAACUACAGCAGCAACAACAGCAGCAGAAACAGCAGCAACUACAGCAGCAACAACAGCAACUACAGCAGCAGCAACUACAGCAGCAACAACAGCAACUACAGCAGCAACAACAACAGCAACUACAGCAGCAACAACAACAGCAACUACAGCAGCAACAACAGCAACUACAGCAGCAACAACAACAGCAACUACAGCAGCAACAACAGCAACUACAGCAGCAACAACAACAGCAACUACAGCAGCAGAAACAGCAACUACAGCAGCAACAACAGCAACUACAGCAGCAACAACAACAGCAACUACAGCAGCAGAAACAGCAACUACAGCAGCAACAACAGCAACUACAGCAGCAACAACAACAGCAACUACAGCAGAAACAACAGCAACUACAGCAGCAGAAACAACAGCAACUACAUCAACAACAGCAGCAACUUCAGCAGCAACAACAACAGCAACAGCAGCAGCAGCUACAACAACAGCUCCAGCAGCAACAACAGCGGCAGCUCCAGCAACAGCAUGUUCCACAGCCGCAGCUCCCGCUAGCAGUACCAGGCCAGCCCGCACGGAGGUUGCCGCUGCCUCUUCAGCAGAAGCUGCUGCUGCACAGGCUGCAGAGCCCACCAGCCAUAGGCCUGGGCUGCCAGGCACCCGCGCAGCCCAGACAGGAGAAAACGGCAGCGCAAGACCAGCUGAGCAGGCACUUGAGCAGACCGCCCCCGGACUACAAAGACCAGAGGAGGAGCGUGGGUAGCCUGCCGCCCGCUACCCAGUUCCCAGGUGACCCCGCAGUGGCAAGUGUGAGCUCCAGCCCCGCGUCCUCGUGCACCAGCUUCAGCCCCACAGCCAGCCUGCUGGGCACGGUGCACGGGGCCCGGCCACCCUUGCCCUCGGGGACGCAAAGCCUGGGGCUCUACGGGGCUCUGCCCUGCAGCCAGCCCAGCCCCUAUGGACCGCCACAGAGGAGCCCUGGCCGGGCGCUGGCCAGCCCCAACCACUCUGCCGUGCUGCCCCUGGGGACCAGCGGGAGCAGCAGCACGGUAGCCGGUGCCCAGCAGUCCAGGCCGAGCCAGAGGACGCCCAGUGCCGUGGCCACAUCCAGCCCCCCUGCACCUGGCUGGGCCACACAGGAAGCAGCAGACACGCAGCAGGACGCCCUCAAGCCCCCGGGAGUCCAUCCCCCCGCGGGUCCCCCCUCAGCCUACACACCCGCCCAGGCCUUGCAGCAGGUGCUGGGGGGCCAGCCGUUCCCCCCCGGCCAGAUGAGAUCCCCGAGCCAAGCCAGCCAGACGCUGAACGGACCUGCACUGGGGCCACUCGGGGGCCUGAGCCUCAGGCCCGGCCAGCUGGGUACGCAGGUGGCAUCUACUGCCAGCCAGUCCAGGACAGGCCCCGGCCAACCGCCGGCCCUGGCCCCAGGCGCCUUCCCCUCCCCGGGGCCCACCGCCAGGGCUCUCCCAGGAGGCGAGCAAGCCGGCAGCCGCGAGGUGGCUUUCGACUUCCUGGGCCCCGUGCAGGACAGCCUGGGUCCCGGCCUGAGCGGCGACGCAGACUUCAUCGAGUGCCUGCUGAAGACGGAGCCGGGGAGUGAGGACUGGAUGGCGGGCAUCAACCUGGAUGAGAUCCUGGGCAACAGCUCCUGAGGGCAUCAGGCCGCCCCCAGGGCUCCCUCCCGGGGAGGCAGAGCAAACGAGCGCCGGUGGGCCUGAGGCCCAUGCCCAUUUGGCAUCUCAGCCCAGACAGUAUGGGCUGGGGGGCGUGGGGGGUGGCCUUGCCUGCCCCAGACUCCUUCAGGGCCGUCGUGUCCAGUCUGUGCACGCAGGACCGUGAUGGGAUGCUGGUGUGGAGCGCGGCACAGGCAUCCCAGGUUCCUCUCCCCCUGUCCCCUGUGUAGACGCUGGGCGUCCCGGGUUCCUCUCCCCCUGUCGCCUGUGUAGACGCUGGGCGUCCCGGGUUCCUCUCCCCCUGUCGCCUGUGUAGACGCUGGGCGUCCCGGGUUCCUCUCCCCCUGUCGCCUGUGUAGACGCUGGGCGUCCCGGGUUCCUCUCCCCCUGUCGCCUGUGUAGACGCUGGGCGUCCCGGGUUCCUCUCCCCCUGUCGCCUGUGUAGACGCUGGGCGUCCCGGGUUCCUCUCCCCCUGUCGCCUGUGUAGACGCUGGGCGUCCCGGGUUCCUCUCUCCCUGUCGCCUGUGUAGACGCUGGGCGUCCCGGGUACCUCUCCCCUGUCGCCUGUGUAGACGCUGAGCUGUACAGGCACCUCACGCCCAGCAGCCAGCAGCAGGCACUUCCCUCUGCCCUCCCGCUGGCCUGUCCCUGUGCGUCCAGGGAGAGGGAAGUCCUCUGGUCUGAGUGUUGGGGAGCCGGUGGGCUGUGGAGCGUCUCCCCCGCAGCUGCCGGUUCAGCUGCCCAUGCCUCCCGCGCAGGCAGCGUCUCACCUGAGGGAGGGGUGUGGUGCUUGCGCCACAGCUGAGUCCUCUUUGAAGUCCUAACCUGGCUGUGUCGGAUUCCUUCUCUGCACCGGUUCUUGCGGUCAAAGUGGAAGCACCGACGGCCUCCCACGGCCACCGCUGUAGGAGGCACACCGAGCACCGGUGCCCUGGGCUGUGUGAGACCCAGCCUGCAGCUCUCUGCCUGAUGUCACGACCAGAGGCCACUGUGCAAAGAGACUCAGCUCAGAGACUCAGCAGAGAUGGGGAAGCGCUAAAAAGCAGUCCGGCACCAGCCGGGAGGCCGUAAGUGGGCACAAAUCCAUCCCACAGGGUCUCAAGGAGCAUCACCAAGAGAGGGACACCCGGCCGCCUCUGGCGCGGGGCUGGGCAGGUAGCCUGUGCUCUCUCUGCCCCUGAGUUUGCCGUGAGGAGCCCUGGCCGUCCGCUGACUGGGACCUUUCAGCCAGGCUUUGCUACUCAAGACUGAGCAGAGCCUCCCAGAGCCCGGCUUUUGGGGCUCAGAGCCCGCGUGCCGGCCGACUGCAGCAGCGGGGAGCUUGCUGGCCUGGGGUCACUGUCGUCCGCCCCGUGACAGACAAGCACAGACUCUCCAAUGCCGUUGCCGCUGGAGCUGUCAUACAGUCUCGCCUUUCGUGCCUGACCCAGAAGAAAUGCUGUCGAGAGUCCUGCUCUUUAAAAUGUCUAGAAGUUCUCUCUCUUUCUCUCCCCCUCUUUUACACAAAUCUCGGGGCCUAGAAUCUCUUCUGUGCCCAGGUUGUAAAUAUAAAGAAAUCACUGGGUUUGUAAAGAAUAUUUUGGUAGAGAUACUUAAAACAUAUUCUCUGGCUUAUAUUUAUACACAUGUGAAAUAAAUAUACUAUCAGAAGGUUAUAUUUUAUACAAGAAGUAAACCAUCACCUUUUGUAAGCAGACACAGAGUUUUGUAUGAUAAGGCAUCUGUAUUUCAGCUCCUGGAGGCAGACAACCAGGAGGGUUGGAGGGAGGACUGUGUACAGGAAGCUCAGCAAGCAAGGAAGCAUUUCGGGUUUCAGUCCGUCCAUCCCCCCUCCUUCUUCUAGCUCUCCAAAUAUUUUAGAAUUGUCUUCUCAAGUUCUUUUGGAUGAUUCUGCCAUGUGCUGGCACAGUAUUCUGGUUGGCUGUCUUUCUGUUGUAUUUAAGCAGCGUCCCUCUCCCAGGGCAGGCAGCAUGGAGAGUGAUGUUCAGAACAUCCUGCCAUUCUCUCUCCUUGCCCUGCCCCAAGUUCCCGCAUAGACCUGCCAGCACUCAGCCCCCCCACCCUGAGUCCACAGUUUUUAUCCUGAUGUCAGUAGUAUUGUCCUAUAGAAGCUACCGGAUCGCCAGCUAAAGCCAUCAGAAUGUUAGGAGUUUCUGCUCUCUGAAUGUGAAUUUCAUCAUGUCUAUUUAUUUGGCUUUUCAUUAAAAUGCAGGAGUCUUUGGAAGA